This is a messenger RNA of Gossypium raimondii (Peruvian cotton), 1302 nucleotides long. RefSeq lists its product as uncharacterized. The record is from RefSeq and is a predicted model, not a curated record. The transcript has 9 exons. Bases 66 to 959 code for a protein of 297 amino acids. NCBI's taxonomy places the organism in Eukaryota, Viridiplantae, Streptophyta, Magnoliopsida, Malvales, Malvaceae.
AUUAAAAUACAAAAAAAAAGUAAAAUAAUAGGAUAAAUUAAGAAAGAUAGGAGUGAGAGAGACCAAUGUUGGCUGAAGAAUCGGAUGGUUCAACUUCGACCUUUGAUCUUCCCGAUGAAAUCUUGCGAGUAUUACCCUCUGAUCCUUUCCAACAACUCGAUGUUGCCCGUAAGCUCACUUCCAUUGCACUCUCAGCUCGUAUCUCUUUACUUGAAGCCGAAACUUCUUCCCUUCAAUCCAAACUAGCCGAGAAAGAUCAACAAAUUGCCGAUCUUUAUGCUCAGAUCGAAGCCCUCGGUGCUUCUUUGUCUCAAACUUCGGAUAAACUCGCUAAGGCCGAUGAGGAGAAGGGGAGUUUGUUGAAAGAUAAUGCUUCGCUUACUAGUACUCUAAAGAAGCUUCAGAGAGAUGUUUCCAAGUUGGAGGUCUUUAGAAAGACGCUUAUGCAGUCACUUCAAGAGGAUGAGGAAAGUUCAGCAGGGGGUCCUCGUAUCGUUGCGAAGCCAACACCAUCGGAUGAUGAUGUAACCUUUCCGUCAGGAUCUUCUUUUAUCUGCAGCCAGUAUUCCAGUACGGGAAAUUCUUUUGCGGAGGAUCAUGAGGCAGAUGCCUCAUGUCCCGGCAUACCUCAGUUGCUAGCAUCACAAACAAGCACCCCUCGGCUAACUCCUCCAGGUUCCCCGCCAAGUGUUUCGGGUUCUGCAUCUCCAACAAGAACAUCAAUGCCAGUGUCCCCUAGGAAACAUUCGGUUUCAUUUUCUACCUCAAGAGGCAUGUUUGAUGAUAGGCCAUCAAUGUCAAGCUCUGAUUCCGGAUCACAGAUUGGACGGACUCGGGUUGAUGGAAAAGAAUUCUUCCGCCAAGCCAGGAGCCGGUUGUCUUAUGAGCAGUUCGGUGCAUUCCUCGCAAAUGUUAAAGACUUGAAUUCCCACAAGCAAACAAAAGAAUUGUUUAUGUGAAUUAUCCAGGAGACUUUGAGGAAGGCAAACGAGAUUUUUGGCCCUGAUAACAGAGAUCUUUAUGCAAUAUUCGAGGGUCUGAUUAAUCGCAACCUCCAUUGAAUCAACCGAAGCUAAACACUACCCUAGGUUUAUAAGAAUCUGUUCCACUUAGUGAUUUAUUUGACAUUAUUUGGUGUAAAUUUGCCUACUAAAGCCGUUAUUUAAUAUAUAUAACCACUGUUUGGUUGGUGAGAAAAAACAUAGAAAAGUGCAUCUCAAAGGAACAAGACAGAAAUUUAGUCUUUAACUUCUUUGUUUCAUGUUAUCUGAAAUAUUAAUGAGAAUUUGUUAAGUUCGAUUA